Molecule: messenger RNA, 1901 nt
Organism: Drosophila obscura
Lineage: Eukaryota; Metazoa; Arthropoda; Insecta; Diptera; Drosophilidae
Product: WD repeat-containing protein 82
Exons: 2
Coding region: 35-1234 (399 amino acids)
Cellular component (GO): Set1C/COMPASS complex
Molecular function (GO): chromatin binding; protein binding
Source: RefSeq, a predicted model, not a curated record
GUCACUAGGAAACAGAGAAAAACUCAUCCAGUUAAUGCUAAGUAUGUCUAUGAGACUGAAUGACGAGGCCAUGCGCCAAUUCACGUUGGCCAAAAUACAGGAUGGGACCAAUAUGCGCAAGAGCUCUUUGGACUUCUCCGCCGAUGGACGUCGCUUGCUUGUCUGCGACCCCUCGACCCUGACCCUCAUCAGCAGCAGCCGUCAGUCCGUGCUCUGCCAGGUGCACAUGCAUCACUACAGUCCCGAGGUGGCCUGCUUUGCCCAGCCGGAAAACCGCGUUCUGCAUGGCUCUUCCAAGACGAACUAUUCCAUCUACUGCCAGGAUUUGAAUAUACGCAGUGUCGUUCGCCAGUUUUGUGGCCAUUCCAAGGGUGCCCAUAUACUGAGCACUCAGCCGGCAAAUAGCAAUAUCUUCAUCAGUGCUGGACGGGAUGAUCAGGUCUACAUGUGGGACUUCCGUGUCCCCACCCACACAUAUCAUCUGAAGAAGCUUCUCAGUCCGCUGUGUGACUACGAUCCGACCGGCAUGACCUUUGCCACAACUUCAAAAUCGAUGCGUGUCGACAUCCACGAUGUGCGGAAGCUAGGUGAAAAGCCUCGUUUGAAGUUUGAGUACAAUAAUAACGACGGGGCGGAUUGGACCCAGCUGCAGUUUUCGCCCGAUGGGAAGACACUGUUGCUUAGCACGAAUCGUUCACGGUUCUUUAGUUUGGACGCCUUGACCGGGUGCUUACACCAAUCUUUCUCUGGGUAUUGCAAUGAGCAGUGUCUGCCGCUGAAGGCAGCCUUUACUCCAGAUUCACAGUUCGUACUGUCGGGAGACGAUCACGGCCAGGUCUACGUCUGGCGAGCUUCAAGCGGAAAGGUAGCAGCUUUGUUGAGAGGCAGAAAUGUGGGUCCGGUGCGCUGCCUGCGCUUCAAUCCCAAGGCCACGAUGUUUGUCAGCAGCAAUCAACGCGUUUCUUUCUGGAUGCCUAAGCGCAAUGGAGUGUAUGACUGGGUGGAGGCGCCAGAGGCACCAGAGGCGCAGGCAGUACGGAAAUCCAAAGCAAAUCCAAAACCGUUUCCAAAACCAAUCAUGAUGCCUCUGCCUAUGACAGAAAGGAAUCAGCCGCAAUCCUGGCUAUCAAUACACAAUCGACAUUUGAAAAGGAGGCGCAUGGGACCUCCUACAAUUGAUCUUACCGGAAGUGAUGACGAGAGCGAACUGGAGGACGGGGAAAUACGCAACUAAACCAGUCAGUGAUAAUGGUCGCUACCAAUAGAGAGGAGCUGCAGUAGUCAAUCAACCCCCUCCCACAAUAACACCGCACUUGGCCAAAAGUUUCCGGUCCAGGAACCCUUCACUCGCUUCCCAGCAGGAGCUCCCUUAACUUUGCUGGUCUCCUUAUGCUUUUGAGACACAAAUUGUUGAGUUUAGCCAGCAAAUUGCACAGCUGGCUGCGUUCGACUUCUGCCUAGGAUUGGUGGGGGAGCUGGAAACUUUUGCCAACUUUUCCCUCUGUGUAUACUCGUACUCUAUAUGUAUAUAUGUAUGUUCUUGUAGCACUGACAAGCGUUUCAUUUAGUUUUUGUGGCCAUAAAAAGAAUUCCCUCUCUUUUAAUAUUAAUGAAAUCUUUUGCCAAGGCCCCAAAAAGGAGUCCCUAGUACCCGCACACACAAAUUGCUGUUGAAGUUCUGAAGUUGUAACUCUAAUUGAAUAUGUGGAUGGGUGCAUUCGGUCCUAUUCAGUUCUCCUCUAAACUUUCAAUGAGCGAUAUGAAGUUUUGAAUGCGCCUCAUCAUGCAACUGCAAAAGGCUUAAGUUAUCACAGAAUCUCGUCAGAAGCUGUGGACGAAACUCAACCACAAGACGAGUGUGUAUUGCUCUACGAAUAUGUGUGUAUUGUAUGUUCCUAGAU